ACUCCCUGCGGAAUUUAAACACGCACUCACUCUCACACACACUCAUUUAAAGCCACUCCUUAACAUCAGGCACCAUUAGCUCUUCCAACAGGCAAGGCUGCAGGACGGAGAGAAAGCAAUGAGCCAGGGAGCCAUGAGGGAGUGGUUUCCAACACUGGGGCUGGUCGCCUUACUGUGCUGCCUCAGUCUGGGGCCCGUUGAGGGGGGAAAGGUGCUAGUUGUGCCAAUGGAUGGAAGCCACUGGCUUAGCAUGAAGAUUCUGGUGAAGGAGCUCGCCCGCAGGGGACAUGACGUCUUGGUGCUGGUGCCUGAAAGCAGCCUGUUGAUCCGAGAGUCAGAGUCCUUCAAGACUGAGGUCUACCCCGUGCAAUACACCAAAGCUGAGAUGGAUGGAUCAUUCAGAGAACUAUCAGACGGGGUUUUCGUCAAGCCACCAGAUAUCACAGAUAUGUUUGUCAAUGUGCAGCGCUUCGUUGACUUUACUACACUACAGCUGAAAGGUUGUGAGAGUUUGCUGAACAACCAGCAACUAAUGAGUCAACUGAGAGAAAAGGGCUUCGAUAUGGUGCUUACAGACCCCUUCCUUCCCUGCGGUUCCAUCCUGGCUCGUGUUUUUUCUAUUCCUGCUGUGUAUUUCCUGCGUGGACUUCCAUGUCAGCUGGAUUUGAGAGCAAACCGAUGCCCCAUUCCUGCUUCUUAUAUUCCUUCUGCCUUCUCUGGAAAUACAAACGUCAUGACCUUCCCGCAGAGAGUCAAGAACAUGCUCAUGUCUGUUAUGGACUUGUAUAUGUGCAAAGUACUCUUUGGCCACUACGAUGAAAUGGUCAGCAGGUAUUUUGGGGAAGACAUGACCUACAUGGAUCUUAUUAGUCACGGUGCUAUCUGGCUUCUCAGAUAUGAUUUUGUUUAUGAAUGGCCCAAGCCUAUCAUGCCAAACAUGGUCUUCAUUGGAGGAAUCAACUGUGCUAAUAGCGCCCCUCUGCCAGCAGACGUGGCAGAGUUUGUGGAGGGCUCAGGUGACGACGGAUUUAUCGUCUUCACUCUGGGAUCGAUGGUGUCCAAAAUGCCCGCGGAGAAGGCUCAACAGUUCGUUGAAGCCUUUCGACAAAUUCCCCAAAGGGUUUUGUGGAGAUACACUGGAGUCCCACUUGUGGAUGUGCCCAAGAACGUCAAGCUCAUGAAGUGGCUACCUCAGAACGAUCUCUUAGCCCAUCCCAAGGCCAAACUCUUCAUCACUCACGGAGGCACGCACGGUAUCUACGAGGGCAUGUGCAAUGCUGUGCCCAUGCUGAUGUUUCCACUGUUUGGGGACCAGGGAGACAACGUGCAUCACAUGGUGUCGCGUGGCGUGGCAGAGGAGCUCAGCAUCCAUUAUAUGACCACAGACAAACUAUUGGCAGCACUGAAAAACAUCAUCCAGGAUAAAAGCUACAAAGAGAGGAGCGUGGCGUUGUCUGAGAUACACCUGGAUCGUCCCCUGCAGCCUUUGGAACAGGCUGUUUUCUGGACCGAGUUUGUCAUUAGACACAAAGGGGCUGCUCAUUUAAGAGUAGCUGCACACGAUCUGAACUGGAUUCAGUACCACAGCCUGGAUGUCAUUGGCUUUUUGAUCGCCAUCCUCGUAAUUGUUAUGUGGGUGACACUGAAAUCCUGCUUGUUCUGCACCCGUAUGAUUUGCAGAAAGGGACUUAGAAAGACAAAAUCGGAGUAGAAUGUUUUUUUGUUUUUUUUAAAGCAAUAUUGAUUUGAUUAUAUAAAAUCUGCAAUGAAGUGAAUGAUGUUGAUUGAGGGUGUUUUCACCCAGAUGUAUAUUUGUUAGUCAAAUUCAGGGUGCCAUUACUGCAACUUUUUAAAAUGUGCGAUACUGGUGAAAAUUGACUGCACAUUUUCUCUUGUUAGCUCAAGUUCUCAUCCAUGCACUGAACUACAUUCAACAAUUCUGUCACAUGAAGUCAUUUUCUCCAAAAGCUUCAACUGAGCCGGUUUUUCGAGAUGAUUCUCUCCUGGUCUAUUUAGACCAGGGCUUGGUGGACCACAUCUUCUAGUAUGAUGAUACCACCUGUAUCUGUAAGGGACUGUGUACUGUAUGAAUAAUCUCUUUCAGAAAAGGACAAUCAUGACAAUUACUUGCAUUUUAUCUGAAAUGAUUAAUGAUAUAUACUAUAUUUGUAUAAUUUUCUUUUUUUUUUUAAAUGUACUUUCGGUCAUUACUUGUCCAUUCAUAUGAGUUUCUUCCUCAUAAGAAUCAGUGGUGAACAAUUACUAAUAUAUUAAACUUGUCAAUAAAGUUUAAAUUGGCUUGA
Solea solea (common sole) is the source of this 2303-nucleotide messenger RNA. Its product is annotated as UDP-glucuronosyltransferase-like. Lineage: Eukaryota; Metazoa; Chordata; Actinopteri; Pleuronectiformes; Soleidae. The transcript is spliced from 5 exons. Bases 119 to 1711 code for a protein of 530 amino acids. Gene Ontology annotation, molecular function: UDP-glycosyltransferase activity. The record is from RefSeq and is a predicted model, not a curated record.